This is a messenger RNA of Leptomonas pyrrhocoris, 1430 nucleotides long. RefSeq lists its product as hypothetical. The record is from RefSeq and is a predicted model, not a curated record. NCBI's taxonomy places the organism in Eukaryota, Euglenozoa, Kinetoplastea, Trypanosomatida, Trypanosomatidae. The transcript has a single exon. The coding region runs from base 984 to 1430 and encodes 148 amino acids.
GAGUUGUGUACGCACAUUAUCGUCACUUUUUGAUAGUUUCUUGUUCUACCUCUUUUACCGGGGUUUUUCCCUCUCCCUGUUGUAGUUCUUGAACUUUGGGCGUCCUUUUGGAUUUGCAGCUGUCCGUCUUGGUCAGGGAGGGGAGAAGAGCAAACGUACACGCUGGGCUGAUCGAGGACGCAGGCACACGAUCUUUUCUCCUUGUGCUAUUGUUUGCUUCCAGUGUUGCGUAGGAGUCUCCUGGCGCAUCGAACCACAAUCACACACACUCAUACACACAUACGUUUAUAUAUAUAUAUAUAUAUACCUCCACAAGCCGUUGUGAUCUUUAUCUAUUCUCCAUCCUGUCCCCCAGCUGGCAUUGCUGACGAAACCGUAUUUUGCGUCUCUCUAUCUCUAUAUACCACUCCCACUUACACGUCUCUGUUCGCGUUGCACGCACACCGACGAAUAAGAAACGAAGCGCACAAUGAACUUUACACAGCAGCUGUGGUCGGUGAAGGAGUGGGGCCGCGUGAUGGCGACCGGUAGCGAGUACGUCUCCAUCGUGCACGAGGCGACGAACGAGGAGAAGUGGGGCCCCACUGGUGCGCAGAUGGAGGCGGUCUGCAACGCCUACUCUCGCGGCGGACAGGAGAUCUUGAACGAGCUGCGCAGUCGCCUAAACAACCGCGACAAAGCCUGGCGUCCGUGCUACAAAUCGCUGCUCGUGUUGGACUACCUCGCGCGCAACGUGGCAGACCGCUACCUGCCGGAGAUCUGCGCCAUCGUGCCGCUGCUGCGCACCAUCUCCACCAGCUUCUACUACACAAACCCGAAAGGCGUCGACCACGGCGUGUCGGUGCGCGAGCGGGCCCGGAAGCUGGCGGAGCUCCUCAGCGACGGUCUUCAGCUGCGCGAGGAGCGGGCGACGGCGGCGCAGACGCGCGAGAAACUGGCGCACAACGCCAGCGAAGGCGGCGGCCCGCAGAACUACGGGGCUUAUGGCGGGGCGGGCGGCGCGUACGGUGGCGGGUACGGUGGCGGGUACAACGGCGAGUACGGCGGUGGCGGCCGCAGCCGUCGUGACACCGGUGGUCGCGACUACGGCGGUGGCUACGACGCCUACCCCCCGUCGCCGGCGCACACGUACGCCCAGGCCGCAGCGUCGUCGCGACCGCGCUCGAAGGAGGAGCAGGAGCGCUACGAUAUGGAGAUGGCCCUGCGCAUGCAGCGCGACGAGGAGCGGCGUGCCGGCGUGUCGGCCGAGCAGCUGGAGGAAAUGUACGCGAGUAAGGUGCGGCAGAAGAAGAGCGACGAUCAGCGCCGGCGUGCGAUGGCGGCCGACGAUGACGAGGCGCUGGCCAGACGCCUGCAAGAUGAAGAGGACCAACGCUCUCGACGCGAGGGGCGCGCCCUGCCGACGCUGCGAUCCGACAGCCAGCCGGUGA